Messenger RNA from Heterostelium album PN500, 213 nucleotides. RefSeq names its product ATP synthase subunit epsilon family protein (gene atp5e). The record is from RefSeq and is a predicted model, not a curated record. The transcript is spliced from 2 exons. Lineage: Eukaryota; Evosea; Eumycetozoa; Acytosteliales; Acytosteliaceae. Gene Ontology annotation, cellular component: mitochondrial inner membrane. Bases 1 to 213 code for a protein of 70 amino acids. Gene Ontology annotation, biological process: proton motive force-driven mitochondrial ATP synthesis. Gene Ontology annotation, molecular function: proton-transporting ATP synthase activity, rotational mechanism.
AUGGCAGGUCAAUAUUGGAGAUUCGCUGGUCUUACAUACCUUGAAUAUAUCAACCUUUCUGGUUCACAUCUUCGUAACUGUUUGAAGGAGCCAUUCAAGGCUGCCGCCAAGAACAGAGAACAAAUGUUUUCAACUUACACCACCUACCAAAACGGAAAGGAACUUAGCUCCAUUACCCUUUCAAUGCCAGAUCUUGCUGCCCCAAAGAAAUAA